GGAUCUGGAUCUUGCUUAAAUACGAGAUGGAGAGAGAAAUCGGGAUCAUGGAGUUUCGUGUCUAAUUUUGGGGGCAAUUCGAAAUCUGGCGGGUGGGAUGGAGUCGGAAGGGCAAAGGGCGGCCUCGAAUCCCUCGGCCAUUCUCGCGGCCCUGGUGAACAAGAGAGAGAAGCUCCAGGAGGAGCUCCGAAGCAUCGAGAGGCAAGUCUAUGACUUAGAGACUACCUACUUACAAGAUUCGAACCAGUGUGGUAGUGUAUUGAAGGGCUUUGAAGGUUUUUUAUCUUCAUCUAAGAGCAAUACCAACCUAAAGCGCUCCAGGAAGUUUCAGCCUGAAGAAAGGCUAUUCUCCUUGUCAUCUGUUACCUCGCCAGCUGUUGAAGAGCAUGUAGCUGGAAGGGAUGAUGGAAGGUCUGACUAUGGUCCUGGACGGUCAAAGGGUGGAAGCGCUCAUGCAAAUGGACAGGGAAAACCGAAGAAGGGUGGAAGAAUAGUAUUGAGAGAGGGAAAGAGAAUUCGACCAUCAAGUGAGCUAGAAUUAGAUGAUGAAGAUGAUCUUGACAUAACUAUGAGAUAAUAUAUCAACUUCAGUUUGGCAAUUUAUGGCAAUAUGAAUUCAGUCUUUGCUGUAGAUUUUAUUUAUCCAUGUUGGUCAAUUCAGCUUAUCCGAUGUAAAGACUUUAUUUUUGAAUUCUAACGUUUGAUUUCAGAGAUUUACCUCAUGAGGCCAUACCUGGCCUGGUAUGAUGGUUAACCAUGGGCUAUCAGUUGUAUUUGUUGUAUAAAUUAGUGUACUGUGAACAUUAUCUACCGUUUUUUUUUCUUUUGUUA
Molecule: messenger RNA, 831 nt
Organism: Phoenix dactylifera (date palm)
Lineage: Eukaryota; Viridiplantae; Streptophyta; Magnoliopsida; Arecales; Arecaceae
Cellular component (GO): histone acetyltransferase complex
Source: RefSeq, a predicted model, not a curated record